AUGUCGGGAAAACGCAUCCUCGAUGCUGUCGCUCUGUUCAAUGUCUCCCGAAAAAUAGCAAUCAAGCACUUUGACAUUCGACUUUCCCAGGUACAGCUCUAUGGCCAGACUUCAUCCCUGGUUAAAGCGUUGAAGACUCAAGGUCCACCUGUGGUGGCUGCUGCAGCUUCCCGCUUUGCCUCGUCGCGUUCACCUUCACAUUCUCCACGAGAAGGCAUCGAGCAGGAUCAUUUCUACGAAUCCUCCGAAAGAAACUCAACCUCAGACCCUCCGGCCACAGAAGACCUUGAUGUCGAGCAGGUAGAAGCGGAAAGAAACCCGCUUCCAGAUGGCACUAUUCCAUCGCAGGAAAGUCCAAUUGGCCAAGAGACUGGGGAUGGCAUUACAUUCAACAAGAGACCUGUAGGGGAAACGCCACAACACCCGCUAGAAAGGAACGCACAUGCAGACCUUUCACCAAAGUCCUCCAACCAGUCUACGAUUCCAAAUCCUGCAGGCAGAUCUCUGUCAUCGGAGGAAGCGAGGAGACUUCAACGUCAAUCAGAAGACCAAAUACCAGCGAGGACCGCAGAGCCUCCAACGGCAGAAGAAGGUGGAUUUCAAGAAUUUGGAAUUGAGCAAGAAAAGGAUGUUUUCUACCAGCCGCCGGGGCAUGUGAAGCCUGUCCUAUCGGCUUUGCCACGGGUGCGUGUGCCCAAGACGGAGAAUGAUAUCCAGGAGGGAGAUUCACACAUCCCUCCUGGUAUUAAUGCGGACGUCUACUAUUCGGGAGCUAAGGAAAACGAGGGAGAACCUGAGCCCACUGAAGAAGAACUUUCUCAACUAUUUCGCAACCCUAAGAACUCCAAACUGUUCUCGCAGAAAGCAGCCAAGCAUUUUCCCAGUGGGGGAGUUUCGAGCAGGAGCUUCCACACAUCGAGAGUGGUCCAGGAGAAGGCUUCGAGUACAGAUGCAGAGAGCAUCAAGCAACUAGCAGCUGAUAUGGCCAAGGAUGCCGAAAAGCUCAGUGCGUCGCAAGCACCGAAUGUUCAGGCGUAUCAAAUGCGGGAGUCCAGGGUCCCAUCAUCGCGAGUAUCCCGUCUAUUCGAGUACGGAGGACUAGCAGCAUCGAUGGCUUUUGGGGCUGUUAGCGAAAGCAUUUCUCGUACAGGCGGGCCAGACGGGUCGUUGAUGUUGAGUGCGGCGAACAUGGAGCGGCUAGUGGCCAAGCUGUCGAAGAUGCGCGGGGCCGCAUUGAAGCUAGGACAAAUGAUGAGCUUUCAAGAUGCAAAGAUGCUCCCCAAGCCCAUCCAUGACGUGCUCCAGCGUGUACAAGAUAGCGCUGACUACAUGCCCGCUUCUCAGAGGGAUGCUGUGAUCGCCGCGAACCUAGGCCCCAAUUGGCGUAACCAGUACGAUGAGUUCGAUGAGCGACCCAUGGCGGCCGCCUCGAUCGGUCAAGUGCACGGUGCGGUGCUCAGGUCGGGUCAGAAAGUCGCGGUCAAGGUGCAAUAUCCCGGUGUCGCGGAUUCCAUCUCGUCGGACCUGAACAACCUCUCGUUGCUGUUGACCGCUUCUCGUUUGCUGCCCAAAGGUCUUUAUCUGGACAAGACAAUUGCCAAUGCUCGCACCGAGCUUGCAUGGGAAUGUGAUUAUCUCCGAGAAGCAGAGGGAGCCCGCCGGUUUCGAGAGCUGUUGAAAGACGAGCAGGACACCUUCACGGUGCCUGAAAUCUUUGAUGAGGCUUCAGGCAAACAGGUCCUGACCAUGGAGAAGAUGGAGGGUGUGGCUGUCACCAAGGUUCAGAACUUCAGUCAGCAGCAAAGGGAUUGGAUCGGAACACAAAUACUGCGGCUGUGUCUCCGGGAAAUCAUCGAGUUCCGAUACAUGCAGACCGAUCCCAACUGGACCAACUUUCUUUACAAUUCCGAAACAAAUAAACUCGAGCUACUGGAUUUUGGAGCGUCACGCGAGUUCCCAGCCGAAUUCAUCGACCUAUACGUGAAAGUUCUGGAUGCAGCAUCCCGAGGAGACCGAGCAGGGUGCGUCGACUUCUCUGUCAAGCUGGGAUAUCUCACAGGUUACGAGUCCAAGACGAUGACUAAAGCACAUGUGGAUUCUGUCAUGACACUUGCUGAGCCCUUUAUGAAUUAUGCGCCGGAUGUCUAUGAUUUCAAGGACCAAACCAUCACCGAUCGAGUGCGUGGGCUCAUUCCCGUCAUGCUGAGAGAGCGACUGGCUCCACCUCCAGAGGAAACAUACAGCCUGCACCGCAAGCUGAGCGGAGCGUUCCUGUUGUGCGCCCGACUGGGCAGUCAAGUCCGUUGCAAGGAUCUUUUCCAGUCAGCGCUUGUCAAAGCUGGGUUGCGAUGA
Exophiala bonariae is the source of this 2352-nucleotide messenger RNA. RefSeq lists its product as uncharacterized. NCBI's taxonomy places the organism in Eukaryota, Fungi, Ascomycota, Eurotiomycetes, Chaetothyriales, Herpotrichiellaceae. The coding region runs from base 1 to 2352 and encodes 783 amino acids. The record is from RefSeq and is a predicted model, not a curated record. Gene Ontology annotation, biological process: ubiquinone biosynthetic process. The transcript has 2 exons.